GAUCUUCACUGACCACUCUUACACGCUGAAACCUUUGUAUUCAUGCACCUUGACAUUAAUUGCAAUUUCUCACUCCUCACUCCUCACUCCAAAACAAAAUAUUACACUGACUGUCUUUACCUCAAAUUCUGGACCAUAGUAACGCCUUUUUAUCUAUCUACAAGAUCAUACCGACUAUCAUAACCAUGGCAGCAAACGACAUCAAAUCCCCAAGCCUGAAUCGCAUGUCCACCAUCUCCACCACAUCUGCAGCAACCGAUGCUUCAGCCACUGCUGAGCUUUCUCUCGUUGUAGAUGAACUUCUAAAUUCUCUCUCAAACAAAUUCGCUGGCGUUUCGAGCGAGAUUUUCGCAAAGAUGGAUGAGAUGUCGCGACGUCUAGAUAAUCUCGAGGCUACACUGCAAAGUAACAUGGAUCCGAAGGGGGAUGGCCGAGGCAGUCCUACGAAGAUGUAAUUUGCCGGGUACAACUACAUUAUCAUAUUCUUGAUCAAAUUCUGGAGCCGAUAGAUGAAGGGGUAUAUAGAUUGCA
Botrytis cinerea B05.10 is the source of this 531-nucleotide messenger RNA. RefSeq lists its product as hypothetical. The transcript has 3 exons. Gene Ontology annotation, cellular component: nucleus; cytosol. The record is from RefSeq and is a predicted model, not a curated record. NCBI's taxonomy places the organism in Eukaryota, Fungi, Ascomycota, Leotiomycetes, Helotiales, Sclerotiniaceae. Gene Ontology annotation, biological process: cellular heat acclimation. Bases 186 to 455 code for a protein of 89 amino acids. Gene Ontology annotation, molecular function: transcription corepressor activity.